Colletotrichum acutatum is the source of this 1015-nucleotide messenger RNA. Its product is annotated as HAD-superfamily hydrolase, subfamily IA, variant 1. Gene Ontology annotation, molecular function: N-acylneuraminate-9-phosphatase activity. The record is from RefSeq and is a predicted model, not a curated record. The coding region runs from base 114 to 863 and encodes 249 amino acids. Gene Ontology annotation, biological process: N-acetylneuraminate biosynthetic process; dephosphorylation. NCBI's taxonomy places the organism in Eukaryota, Fungi, Ascomycota, Sordariomycetes, Glomerellales, Glomerellaceae. The transcript has a single exon.
GGGGAUUCAGCCGUGAUGGCCGCGGGUCACUUCUCGUGAUUGGCAUACUUUCUACAUCCAAGCACCGCGUUCAGGAUACAUUACCUGCUUUAACCCUUUCAAGAAACCUCAAAAUGGACGGAUCCAACAUCAGCUCACAAGUCAAAGUCAGCUUGGUAGACAAACCCUGGUUCGGCUUCGACCUCGACGACACACUCCACGAAUUCCGCCGGGCCUCCUCGGCCGCCACGACGAAGACGCUGGAAGCCAUCUCCGCCAAACACGGGACUCCCGUUGACGAGUUGAAGGAGGCGUACGGUCACGUCCUCCGCGCCAAGACGGCUGGUGCCUUUUCUGACGGUAAGACGUCGUACGAGUAUCGACGGGAACGCUUCUCUUCGGUGCUGGACCGGUUCGGAUUACCCAGCGACGAUACGGUGUUUCUGGAGGGUUUGUUGGAUGUGUAUGAGCGGACUUUGAACGAGUCGCUUCAAUUGAAGGAUGGCGCGGAGGCGUUACUUCAGAAGUUGAAGUCUGCGGGGAAAAAAGUUGUCGUGAUUACGGAGGGUCCGCAGGACGCGCAGGAGAGGACUGUGAGGGCGCUGGGGAUUGGAGGGUAUAUUGAUUUUCUGGCGACGACGAAUUUCUUUGGGGUGGCUAAGACGGAGGGGUUGUUUGGGGAGGUUUUGAGGCAUCUUGGGAUUGGGGCGGGGGAGAUUGUAUUUGUUGGGGACAGUGUGGUGAGGGAUAUAGAACCUGCUUUGGGGGAGGGGAUUUUGAGUGUAUUUUUUGAUGAGAGGGGGGAGACGUCUUGGGAGGGUAGGAUGAUGAAGGUUAAGAGCUUGAGGGAUCUUGAGGGGUUGAUUGGGGACGGGGAUUUGUGAGGUGGUUGAUGGCUUUUUCUUCACGAUUGUAGGUAGUAGUGAGGCAUAAGAUGUAUCCUCAUUCUGCAUCAGACUUGAUAUAAUCUUCAUUUUGCCUAUACCAUCAAUCGCCGCGGCAUAUGGAAGCUGGUUGUACUCUGUCUUGACACUGG